AUAUAAAAGAAAAGCUGAGAUAACAAAACGCCGACAAACAAAAGGGUAAAUCCCCGUACCUUGUGCGUUUUGCUAAAUUGCGCCGCUCGCCGGUUGUCCACAUCUCGCCGUCGUUCCCCGACGGCCCCGCCUCAGAAUGGAUUCUCCACCGUCGAUUGGAUGAAAUCUUACUUUCCUAACGCUUUCUCUCUUUAGUUGUAUAUGUUAUAGUGGCAUAACUUACCGGCUAUGGAGAGAGGUAACAUGGGCCGCCGUAUGUACAUCGGAAAUUCUGAGGGCUUUCUUUGUUUGGUGUGUACGGCAUAUUCGUCGUUUUUCUAUGGCGGAGGCUCUGAUUGAAGCCCUUGAAUCCGAAACCCUAGUCCCGAUUCCAUCCCUGGUCGAGGAUUUUUGACGUUGGAUUCCCAUGGAAGUUCUUUAGAAUUCAAAUUUUGAAGCAACGAGAAGAAAAAAAAAAGAAGAAAGAAGGAAAUUUGAGAGCUUGUUUUUGGAGUGAAGGAGACUGAGUUUAGAGCUCACAGAGUAACCUGAUUUGCGAAAAAAAAAAGGAACAUGGAUUCUAAGGAGCUUAAUUUGAGCAAAGACUUUGGAGGUGGGAAUACUAGUAAGGGAGGUGAUGGGUUUAUAGAUAGGAGCAAAGUGAGGAUUUUGCUGUGCGAUAACGACGCCAAGAGUUUGGAAGAGGUUCUGACACUUCUUCUGAAAUGCUCUUAUCAGGUGACUCCGGUGAGGUCAGCUAGACAGGUGAUUGAUGCACUGAAUGCAGAGGGAGCUAAUAUAGAUAUCAUACUUGCUGAACUUGAUCUUCCAUUGGCCAAAGGCAUGAAGAUGUUAAAGUACAUUAAUCGGGAUAAAGAGUUAAGGCGCAUUCCUGUGAUCAUGAUGUCGGCACAAGAUGAGGUCUCUAUUGUUGUCAAGUGCCUGAGGCUUGGAGCAGCAGACUAUCUUGUAAAGCCUGUCCGAACUAAUGAGCUACUAAACUUGUGGACACACAUGUGGAGAAGAAGGCACAUGCUUGGACUAGCUGAGAAGAACAUUUUGAACUAUGACUUUGAUCUGGUAGCAUCAGACCCUAGUGAUACUAAUACCAACAGUACGACUUUGUUCUCGGACGACACAGAUGACAAGUCUCGCAAGAGCACCAACCCUGAAAUGGGAAUGUCAACCCAUCAAGAAGAUGAGUCUGCUGCUGUAGACCCUCCACAUAUGGAUUUAGUGGAAUAUCGGCCUGAUGUGCCUGGAAUCAGUGACCGACGAACAGGACAAUUUUCAUCUGGCCCAAAGAAGAGUGAGCUGAAAAUUGGCGAGUCUUCUGCCUUCUUUACUUAUGUGAAAUCAAGCACGGUCGAAAGUAACUCUCAAGGCAUUGUUAAUGUUAUUGACAAUUCUGCUCAAAAUUUGGCGACUAGAGAAGAACAUGAAGAGUGCAGUCAAAGAUUGAUAAACGAUCCCCAAAUACAUGCAAAUGGGCAGGCAGGGGAAAACUACUCGCAGGAAGAUGACUUUCCAUGCAGUAGUAGUGUUCCAGAUUCUCUUUCAAUGGAGAGAUCUUGUACGCCACCUGCAUCAAUGGGACUCUCGCAGCAAAGGGAUGUCAAUGACGAGAAACUCAGUCAAGUUCUUUCACAGCCAAGAAAUGAGCAUCAACUUGAUGUUUCUGCCUUACCUCAAGCUGCGUUUCCAUAUUGCUUUACAGGAGUUGUAAAUCAAGUUAUGAUGCCACCAACAGCGCAACUGUAUCAAAAGAAUCUGUACGACCUUCAUAAUCAUGCACCUAAUUCUAUGAUGUCUCAGUACCAUCAUCUUCCGCAAUGCCCUCCUCACGUUAAUGGAAUGGCGUCAUACCCAUAUUACCCGGUUAACAUUUGCUUACAACCUGGGCAAAUGCCCACUUCUCAUGCUUGGCCGUCUGUUGGAGGUCCUUCAGCUGAAGUGAAAUCAAAUAAAGUGAAUAGAAGAGAAGCAGCAUUAAUCAAGUUUAGGCAGAAGAGGAAGGAACGAUGUUUUGAUAAGAAGAUUAGGUAUGUUAAUCGAAAACAACUUGCUGAAAGAAGGCCUCGAGUACGUGGACAGUUUGUGAGGAAGAUAAAUGGUGUUAAUGUGGAUCUUAAUGGGCAACCUACUUCUGAUUCUGAUGAAGAUGAUGUCGAGGAUGAGGAGAAGGAUGCUUGAAAGGAUUCCUCUAAAAAAGCAUGCUUCAGGACAUCGAUGUCGUUGCUGGUUAUUGCGGAUCAUUCUGUUCCAGUUCCCUCCAAGUUGUUUAAUUUUCGAGAAUUUUCCUGUACCUUUAGCCGUUCCGGAAUGCGAUGGAUGGAAAGUGGUUCCUCAGUUUGUUGCAAAAAUGCAUCCAUAGAAUACACAAGGGAUUAAAAACAUUUGCUGGAGAUAUCAGUGGGAGCAAAAAGCCCCUUUUUUUCUUCUUCUGUUGAAGGAUGGAAAGUUAUUGGCAUGCUUCAAGAAUUUGAAGAGGGAUUUAAACCAUGAAGAAGAAUAUCUCAGAGAUAUGAAUGAUCCUCCUUAAGUCUUAAAGAUUGUCAAUUUGCUUCCUUUCUGUCUGUGCUACGUUUCUGUUGUCUUGUAUGUCAACAAGGAAUCCAUUAUGGUAGUAGUGUUAGAUCCUUUCUCCAAAAAGGCUGAUUGUUCUAAUAAAAUGCAUGCAGGAAAUCUCGGCAUCUAUUGUUUACGUAAUGAUAAUGUAUAGUUUUUAUUCUCUACCA
Molecule: messenger RNA, 2717 nt
Organism: Carya illinoinensis
Lineage: Eukaryota; Viridiplantae; Streptophyta; Magnoliopsida; Fagales; Juglandaceae
Product: two-component response regulator-like APRR1
Exons: 6
Coding region: 553-2172 (539 amino acids)
Biological process (GO): cytokinin-activated signaling pathway; phosphorelay signal transduction system
Molecular function (GO): protein binding
Source: RefSeq, a predicted model, not a curated record